Limulus polyphemus (Atlantic horseshoe crab) is the source of this 2786-nucleotide messenger RNA. RefSeq names its product forkhead box protein G1-like. The record is from RefSeq and is a predicted model, not a curated record. The transcript has a single exon. The coding region runs from base 166 to 1377 and encodes 403 amino acids. Gene Ontology annotation, biological process: regulation of transcription by RNA polymerase II. NCBI's taxonomy places the organism in Eukaryota, Metazoa, Arthropoda, Merostomata, Xiphosura, Limulidae. Gene Ontology annotation, molecular function: sequence-specific double-stranded DNA binding; DNA-binding transcription factor activity. Gene Ontology annotation, cellular component: nucleus.
GUUAUAACUAAUGGUGACCGUUAACGUGGUAGCGGAAGUUAGCUGCUGAUCCAGAAGGCCAGCUUCUGAACAAAAGUUAUAGAAGUACCAGCGAAUCUUAUUUUAUAAUAUCAUAGCAAAGAUCUAACUGUGUGAGGGACUCAUCGACUCUAGAGUUCAACAACAAUGGUGAGGGUGGACAGCAGAGGUCGCGUCCAAGGGUCAGGGGCAGCAACGUGCGCUCCGGAAAGAACUUCCUUCUCCAUCAGUAGUAUUAUCCAGGUGGAUGAGGACCAGGAUGUCGUCCGGGAUACCAGAGCCAUGGAAUCCCCAAAGGACCUCAGCCGCAGCCAGACCUCGAUUGAUCGGUUAGUCGUGGAUAACGAUAACAGUCAGCGGCCAGCGGGCGAUGACAUCCCACAGGCUGGAGCGAAAGUCGACGAUGUAAAGGACAUGCGUAAGUCUGGAGAUAAGAACAAAGGUGAAAAGGACGAAAAGAAACCGAAGCACGAAAAGCCACCGUUUAGCUAUAACGCCCUCAUCAUGAUGGCGAUCCGACAGAGUCCCGAAAAACGACUAACUCUAAACGGCAUCUACGAGUUCAUCAUGAAAACAUUUCCGUACUACAAGGAAAACAAACAGGGCUGGCAGAACUCAAUACGCCAUAACCUGUCCCUGAACAAAUGCUUUGUGAAAGUGCCCCGCCACUACGACGACCCAGGUAAGGGUAACUACUGGAUGCUCGACCCCUCCAGUGAUGACGUCUUCAUCGGCGGUACAACGGGCAAGUUACGACGACGGUCCACAGCGGCCUCACGGAACAGACUGGCUGCAUUCAAGCGGACAUUUAGUGGGGCUUUUCCGGGUUUUCCUGGGUCCUUGGCCGUUGGGCCAAGUCACGGAAUGGAUAAACCUUUAGGAUGGCCUUUUCAUCCUUACCCUUCUUUACAACCGAUGUUUAAGUACCCAGCAGCCUACUCUAGUCUUGCUCAUGGUGUGAUGGCCUUGCCAAAGCCAGGCCACCUUCACCAAGGGUUUUCCAUUGACAGAUUACUGGGCGCAACGGAUGCGUGUUCAACUGGCGGUGGUCUUCACCCGCCGGCUCUAAGAUCAGGACUGCCCGUUCCUUGCACAAAUGCAUCGUGUACUUCUUUAGCCAUCAACUCAUCAGUGUGUUGUGGCAAUCUGCUCUCUCACCUGGCUCAUCACCCCGUUCACUUUCAAGUUGCCGGCAGUAACUUCGACUCUGGGCUCCGGGCUUUGCAACUAGCUUGUGCGGGACAGCUGCAGUCAUUACCAGCCCACCCUCCGAUCAGCUCGUCCCAAACAGCCGCAACUAGUGCCGGAGGGGAAUCUACAAUCUACAGGCCCAUUCCCAUUCUAUCAAAACAGAGUUAGUAGAGACUACUAGUAUUUUAAAGGUUAACUUUAAGCAAAUCGGUGCAGACCGUUAAGCUUGGUGGAAUUAUCAGUUCUUUAGAGACGAUCCUGCAAAGUCAGUUGAAAUGGUCAUUAGUCAAUGAACUGUGUAAUGUUUUGUAAAAUAUCUAUGUAUAUGCAACAUGUGCAUGUUUUAUGACUCGUGACUCAAUGUAAUGCUGUGAGGACGAAAUAACGCCUAGCGUUUAACUCCAGCUAAAUCCCAAAUCAUUUCUUCAGUGCUGAUAGACUAUAUGAACUAGAAACGUGGCUUGUGGUCCAGCCUUGACAGUCCCAAUCCUAGUUGGCAUUGUGCUGUCCUGUAAGUUCAAUGUCUGUAUGUUUCUUGUUGUAUUUAAACUAUCGUAUAUAGAUGCUCUAUGUAAGUGUGCUGUAUACAUGAUAUUUAGAAAAAAGUGUUGUGUAUAUACAUAAUAUAAUAAUCGUAUAUAUUGUUUAAGCAUACGAAUACUCCAACUUAUUAAAUCCCUCUUUAAUGAAAGUGCAAAAGGGUUAAAUCAAUGUAUAUGCUUAGCAAUACCAGUAAAAAAAUGUUGAAAACCUCUAUAAGACUUCAUUGUUGAUAUCUUUGUUGAAUAAAAUCAUUAACUUAGAAAUACAUCACUUUUAAAAAUAUCAACAUAAAGUAUGUGACGGUAACUGCAAAGAGAGAUUAACCCUAUCAUUACAUUUGAUUGCACUUUAACCAACAUAAGAUUAAAUUAAGAUAUGCAUAUAUAAGUAUAUAUAUAAACACAUACAAAUUCGUUGUAUUUAAUAACGCACAAUGUUUCUUUGCAAGAAAGGUGAACGGGCAAAAACUGCUCAAUUUCAGACACGUGUUCAAUAUUUCGUCAAGUUUAUGUUUCUAACGUUACAACAGAGCCAACGUAAAGUUUACAUGCUUGAUGGAGAAAUGUCUAUUUCAUUCUAUCUCAAAAUUAUGAAACCUUAAAUGAAAGAAACAAAAAUAGCAGACAUUGGAAAUGAGUCUACUCUUUUAUCCCCUGCAGUAUAUAUCAGUAUUAUACUCUCGUAUAAUAGAAAGAAUAUCUUUGUACACAAUCAGUAACAGAUCUGAUUAUAAAUAUGCAAAUAGGUGUUGCACAAUUAUAUCUUUAUUUCUACCACAACAGUUUAAUAAUGAUACUGCCCUGAUCAGAUAAUCUUUGUAGCCAUCAUGCUCUUGUGUGUGACAUAUAUAUGUACAAUAUGGAGAUUUGAAACAGCUAUUUUUGGAACAAUAGAGUCACUUCUGUACAACGUUUCGUUCCUAACAAUGAGACAUGACCACGUACAAUAUAUAAGGUACAAGUAUUUCUAAACUUCGUAUUGUUCAUAAAUUAAGUGGAUACUUCUUAAAAAGCAAGUAUGUGAAAUAUUUAUGU